Molecule: messenger RNA, 1101 nt
Organism: Microsporum canis CBS 113480
Lineage: Eukaryota; Fungi; Ascomycota; Eurotiomycetes; Onygenales; Arthrodermataceae
Product: phosphotransferase family protein
Exons: 2
Coding region: 1-1101 (366 amino acids)
Source: RefSeq, a predicted model, not a curated record
AUGAGGCAGGAGGUGGCGGCAGCGGCGUAUCGCUUAUUCCGAUACGCUGGCCAAACACCGGUUCCAACACCUGGUCUUGUUAGCUGCAAACCUCGAAAUGGUGAACGAACGAAGCCUGUGCCUACACCCUCUCCCCAAGCACAUUCCCAGAUGCAGCCCGAUAGCUUACUGCCUCUAUUGCUUCCUCAUCCAAAGUCAACCACGGAUACAUCGAAACCAGAUACCGGCUCCGAUCACUUCUAUUCUUCUAGCCAGAUGAAGACCUUUCCCAACUCCAGCUUCUUCAAGGAGAAACGGGCGCCUACACUUCCAACGCCAGCCGAUAUUAGGGCUAUCAACCAGAAGUCGGACAACGUCCUCGCCACAAACUUCAAUCGCCCACAACCUCUUAGGAUCCCGUCACUAGGACUGUUUGUCAAGUAUGGAGCUGAUGUUACUAUUGUCGAAGCUCAGACUCAGAUAAUGGUACGCGAGAAAUUGCAAGGCCGAGUACCUGUCCCCGAAGUCUUUGGUUGGGCGGAGGAUGGGGGUCAACGGUUUAUCUACAUGUCCUUGAUUGAGGGCGAGACUCUGCAGGAGAGAUGGAGAGAUAUGAACGACCAUGAGAGAUGGACGAUCUGCAAGGAACUUAGGUAUAUAGUGGAGGCAUGGAGGUCUUUGAAGCAAGAUACACAUGAUUACUAUAUUGGUAGCCAGGGCAAGCAACCGCUUAAUGACAUAUUCCUUGCACAUCGUCCAGAACUUACUGGGCCAUUUCAAGGUGUUAAAGCGGUUAAACAGUUUCAAGAUGCUUGUGGUAUUGAAAUUAGUACUGAUGUGCCAAUUAUAUUCACACAUUCUGACCUUGUUGCACCUAAUAUCCUCCUAUCCCUAGGACCAAAUCUAAAAGUGGCAGCAAUUAUUGACUGGGGCCAGGCUGGGUGGUAUCCUGCGUACUGGGAGUAUUGCAAGGCCAGACGGGUGAGACUGAACCCAGAACACUUCAGUGAUGCUCUCCAAGAAGAAUGGAGGACAAAAUAUCUACCACUUAUUAUGGAUCCCGUUCACGAUGAGACAUACUACCACCCCUGGCUUUAUUUUGUUUUGUCUAAGGGCAUCUGA